This is a messenger RNA of Schizosaccharomyces octosporus yFS286, 4875 nucleotides long. RefSeq names its product SNF2 family helicase Ino80. The coding region runs from base 1 to 4875 and encodes 1624 amino acids. Lineage: Eukaryota; Fungi; Ascomycota; Schizosaccharomycetes; Schizosaccharomycetales; Schizosaccharomycetaceae. The record is from RefSeq and is a predicted model, not a curated record. The transcript is spliced from 2 exons. Gene Ontology annotation, biological process: chromatin remodeling; DNA-templated transcription; DNA repair. Gene Ontology annotation, cellular component: nucleus; Ino80 complex. Gene Ontology annotation, molecular function: DNA binding; ATP-dependent chromatin remodeler activity; ATP binding.
AUGGAUCCGUCUAGGGAAAUGUUUAAUGGGGCUCCUAGAGAAAGUAUGGAGGGUGGAAACACUCCAGAAAUGAUGGGAGAAGCCGAGUUUACAAGUAAUGCCCACGGAUUACCGUACGGUGGUGUGGAGCCAAAAGGUAAAAGUUGGCAGGUUCAAAAUUUGCUUUGGCAGCAGCCUGGCGGCGAAUAUCCUGGAAAGAGUCCUCGAAUGGAUUACGUUGCAUCGGACUAUGGUUCGAACGCUGGUUCUGUUAGUCCAUCCAAUGUUGGUGCCGGUCCUGCAAACCAAAGAAGUUUCGAUUCUCAUGUAGCACACCACCAUCCUCCUAUUCAAUUAAGCGACUAUGCCCGAGAAUCUUCUUCCGAGUCGCCAUACUACCGUCAUCCUCCUGGUGUCUCUGGAAUCGGCGAAAUGGAAGGCCUUGCUGGUCAAGGCUCUGGUCCUCAGGCAAACAUCUUUGACUCUUCUUCUCACAGUAACCUUGUCCUUUUACCAAACUAUAUCCACUCAAACCCUUCCAAUCCAAUGGACACUCCUCCAAUCUCCAAAGACUUGUACAAUAUCCCAUCCCAUUCCUCCCAUGCUGCCUCCUCUGCCCACGGGUCCCCAGGAAUCUCCGAUUUCCCUGGCUCCCAUCCUCACGAAUUUGGCAUGCGGGCAAACUCUUCCGACCUCUUUGAAGAACCCACUCAUCCCGCCUCUAUACAUCCCUCCAUCAGUAUCUCUACCCUUCUUACAAGAGGCGAGGGUUACGACCCUGCUACUGGCCAUAAUGUUUUGCCCGAACAAAUCUCCCCGGCUAUGGCUCCUCCUUUAGACAUAUCUUCUCUCCCUCAUACCAUGUUACGUGGCGUUUCACCCUCGCAAAAGCAAUCUCCCGUUCCGCAGACCUCCCAUCACCAAACUCGUCGUCGUCUUCAUGCCGCCAACAAUCCUCCACCUGCAAACCCUGCUGCCCCCGUCUUGUCACCUGAAGCUCCCUCUAUAGAUUCCGAUGAAGUUCUCAGUGAAGAUGAAGAUGAGCAGCAAACCAUGGCCAUGCGCUUUCAUUAUCUCCAACAUCUUCGCAACCGACGAGAUGAUGCUGUUCAUUCUGAAAAGAAGCGCCUUUUGGAUAUUCGUUCUUCCCUUCACAAUCGCUUUAUUUGGCGAUACGAGGCUCACUACAAUAAACUUCAUGCACUCGAAUAUUCACAAAACCACGAUUGGGCCGUUCAUCAAGCUAUUCGAGAAGAAGUGGCUGCCCUCGAAGCUGCCAAAGUUCGUGCUGAAGAAGAGCAAAAACGCCGCGAACGACUAGAACUUGAGCGUCUUGAAAAGAAAAGGCAAGAAGAUAACGAAAGAGAGCGACAACUUCUCGAAACUACGGAGCAAAGCGAUCCUCCUAAAGAGGAUAUGGACACUCAUGGCGAUAACAUGAAUGAGUCUGACGAAAUUCCUAUUUCUGAAUCUAGACCAGAAGCUCCCCCUCCCGCGGAGCCAAAGCCCAAAUCUCGAAGUGAAGCUAGAGCUGAGGCCAGGGCAAGAAUCAAGGCAAAGGCUCGUGCAAAAGUCGAAAAUGCUGAUUCUGCAAGUCAGGAGGACGUCGCAAAGAAAGAAGCCGAAGUGGACCAAGCACCCAAACCUUCUACUGCUGAGGACGGAGAGUCUUCACCUGAGACUCCCUUAACUAAGGCUUCCAAGGCGAAGAAAGCAAAGGCUGCGAAAACCGUGGGUGAUACAGCAAAACCUUCCAACGAACAAAAGUCAACACCCAAGAAAAAUGCCAAGAAAAGGCCUCAGCGAUCUGGCCCAGCCGGAGAAGAAGACUCAGCCGCCUCGAAAGAUACAGCAGAACAAACUGAAAAAGCCAACACUGCUGAAGGUACUGCUGAUGGGAAGGCUGCUGCCGCCACUCCUAGCAAAAAGAAGAAGACAGUUGAGUCAAUUCAGUUGCAAAUUAUAAAAGAUAUUGCCAGAAAAGAGGUUCCCAAAGUGUAUAAAAUGAUUCAACAAAAUCACUAUAAUCGUUCAACAAACGCUCGGAAGACCUCCCAACUGGCUUCCAGAGAGGCAAGACGCUGGCAGUUCCGCACUAUAAAGAAUAAUAAAGAUAUGCAAACAAAGGCAAAACGCGCUAUGCGUGAAACUAUGGUCUUUUGGAAACGUAACGAGCGUGAAGAGCGUGAUUCGCGCAAGAAAGCCGAGAGAGUGGCUUUAGAUCGUGCAAAGAAGGAGGAAGAGGAUCGCGAGUCUCGUCGACAGGCUAGAAAGCUGGAUUUCUUGAUUACCCAAACGGAGUUGUAUUCGCAUUUCGUUGGUAAAAAGAAGGUUGACAAAGAAAAUUUACCGUCUUCAGAUGCUCCAACCGCUUCCGCUAGUGAAUUAAAUUUUGAUUCCGACGAUGAAGAAAGCAUUCACAAACUUGCCGUCGAGAACGCUCAAGAAGCCAUGUUACGAACCCGCGAACACUCAAAACAAUUUGACGUUAAGCCAAUUUCUUCAGCCAGUAGUAAUGCCGAUAUGAAUGAGGGUGAAAUGAACUUCCAAAACCCAACCUUGAUGAAUGCCGUUGAUGUUGGACAACCCAAGAUGUUGAUGUGCAAACUAAAAGAAUAUCAACUGAAAGGUCUCAAUUGGCUUGCCAAUCUAUAUGAACAAGGUAUCAAUGGUAUCCUAGCAGAUGAGAUGGGUCUGGGUAAAACUGUGCAAUCUAUAUCCGUAAUGGCUUAUCUUGCCGAAACCCAUAAUAUUUGGGGACCUUUCCUAAUUAUUGCUCCCGCUUCUACACUUCAUAACUGGCAGCAAGAAAUUACUCGAUUUGUUCCGAAAUUGAAGUGUAUUCCUUAUUGGGGUAGCACAAAAGACCGAAAAAUCUUACGAAAAUUUUGGUGUAAAAAAAAUAUGACUUAUGAUGAGAAUUCUCCUUUUCACGUUGUUGUCACUUCCUACCAACUCGUUGUUUUAGACGCUCAAUAUUUUCAAACUGUUAAAUGGCAGUACAUGAUUUUGGAUGAAGCGCAAGCUAUCAAGUCUUCUUCUAGUUCUCGUUGGAAGAGUUUAUUGGCUUUCAAAUGUAGAAAUAGAUUGCUUUUGACCGGUACUCCGAUUCAAAACACAAUGCAAGAAUUAUGGGCUCUACUUCAUUUUAUUAUGCCUACUCUUUUUGAUUCUCAUAAUGAGUUUAGUGAAUGGUUCUCAAAAGAUAUUGAAAGUCAUGCUCAGAGUAAUACUCAGUUAAAUGAGCAACAGCUCAAACGAUUACAUAUGAUUCUGAAACCGUUUAUGUUACGAAGAGUAAAGAAAAACGUUCAGUCCGAGUUAGGUGAAAAGAUUGAAAAAGAAGUUUAUUGUGACCUUACUCAAAGACAGAAAAUCAUGUACCAAGCUCUUCGAAGACAAAUAUCAAUUGAAGAAUUAUUAGAAAAGGCUGUUUUGGGAGGCGAUGACACUGUUGCUAGCAUUAUGAAUUUGGUAAUGCAGUUUCGAAAGGUUUGUAACCAUCCAGAUUUAUUUGAGCGCGAAGACGUACGGAGCCCUUUAAGUUUGGCAACUUGGAGCAGGUCAGUAUACAUCAAUAGAGAAGGCUCAUAUCUAGACGUGCCGUAUAAUACCAGAAAUUUUAUAAGCUUAGAGAUCCCACGGUUAAUGUACAAAGAUGGUGGACUUUUGCAUGUACCAAGUCCGGCAAGUCGAGCUGGCUUCGAAAAUAAAUUUUUGAAAAAUCUUAUGAACAUUUGGAAUACGGAACACCUCCAUACUACAUCAACAUGUAGUGGUGAUGAUUCUUUUUCUUGGAUUCGGCUUAUUGAUGAAUCCCCGUCUUCUGUUAAUCAUUCUGCUCGUAAUCCUUUGCUAAGUCUGUUAGAGGAAGGAAAUACGAGUACUGUUUCCCGUCGCAAAUAUCAAGUGCGACAGUCCCAGGUCCUUAAUGACGAGUACUAUGACGAGCAUAAAAUGCUAAUUCUACCUGAUAGAUCAACUAGAAUUCAAACUUUGGGCGAAGAUGCUAGCUGCGACAGUCCUAUGUACAAGUUAACGAAUGUCGUUGAGGAAAGCGAUUCUCAACUUGAUUUGGUUUUGUUAGACUCAGUUUUGGUGCAAAAAGCGACUGCUCCUCCCGUGGAAAUUUAUUGUCCUGGAAGUAGACAAUUUAUGCACGAUCAGGCUAUGUUUGUUAGAGAUCCUAUGUGGAGUCACUACAUGUAUCAGCCGUUGAAGAGCGAAGAAGACCGUAUAAUUUCAGAUCCAGCCAUUACGGUCCUCCCGCCACCUCGUAAACCUUUGGUUCCUACAUUGGGAGUUGCAAAAGGUUCAUAUUCAUUUGUGCGUGUUCCUUCAAUGUCCCGAUUUAUUGCUGAUUCUGGCAAGUUGUCGAAACUUGAUAAGUUGUUGGCUGACCUAAAGGCAAAUGAUCAUCGUGUUCUCAUUUAUUUUCAAAUGACGAAGAUGAUAGACUUAAUGGAAGAAUAUCUAAGUUACCGUCAAUAUAAAUAUUUGAGAUUAGAUGGUUCGUCAAAAAUCAGCCAACGUCGUGAUAUGGUUUCGGAAUGGCAGACACGACCUGAGCUCUUCGUUUUUUUGCUUUCUACUAGAGCAGGAGGUUUGGGUAUUAAUUUGACCGCCGCGGAUACAGUCAUAUUCUAUGAUUCGGACUGGAAUCCAAGUAUUGAUAGUCAAGCCAUGGAUCGAGCACAUCGUAUCGGCCAACAGAAACAAGUUACCGUAUAUCGCUUUAUUACUAGAGGAACUAUUGAAGAAAGAAUUUUGAUUCGUGCAAAAGAAAAAGAAGAGGUUCAAAAAGUUGUCAUAUCUGGUGGAGAAACACUUCCAAACAAACAGAUGGAUCUGAAAGGUAACUCACGAGAAAUGGUAUCGUGGUUGCUGGAAGAAUAA